Theobroma cacao (cacao) is the source of this 3710-nucleotide messenger RNA. The record is from RefSeq and is a predicted model, not a curated record. NCBI's taxonomy places the organism in Eukaryota, Viridiplantae, Streptophyta, Magnoliopsida, Malvales, Malvaceae.
AAUUUAUGUUUUUGUCCACUUUGUUUCAUCAAAGAUUGUUCUUUGGAGUUUUUGUUCUCAGCAUCUUUCCUUUUCUUAUAAUAUAUAUUUUUUCCUUUUUGAAAAUGGCUUCUGCUUGGAAAGGCUGUUUUGUACGGAACAAUGUAGAGUGUAAUUCAUUGUUGAUUCAGUCUUUAAUUUCUCCUCUUAGAAUCUUAGAAAUAUCUAUAACAUUAACAUGUUUCAAUAUUUUUGUAAUGCCAGAAAAACGUGUAAAUACCUUACUUGGAUUAGAUUAACAAUCUAAUAAUACUCUGUUGUUAUCUGUGUCAAUGCAUUAGGAAUUACCGCAAAUGCUGGUUGAAUCAGUUAUAGAUACAUGGACUAUACUUUUCUUGGAUAAGUGAAUCGGGUUUAGAUAUUCUCUGUACUUAGAAUAUGAUUUCUGCCAGUUGCUUAAAAAUGUUUACUUACAGGCCUAUAACGUGUUAUCAGUACUUUCUAAUAUGUUUCAUAGACCAAUUAUGUACUUUUCACGGGAUUUGUAUGUGGAUGCGAGUGGUUGUAUGAUUAAUGUCUAUAACAAAAAGUAAUGUUGGAAGUCUUGCAUCAGGAUAGAUGAUUUUAACAAAUCUUGUUGUCUAGGGUACAUCUGUUGGUAAUUUUGUAGUAUUGCUAUCGGCCAAGGGUUACAAUUAACUAAUAUAUGGAUUCUGUAAUCUUGUGUGUCUAUAGAUAUUUUAACAGGUCCUGAGUUUUCUUGGUAGGUAUAGUAUUUACGUUUCUUUGUCUUUGAUACUUCUCGCUUCAGGGUCUCUGCUACCAUCAAUAUCAAUUAGUGAUGAGUGCAAGUUGGAAAGAUGGUUGGGAUGAUGAAUGCUCUGUCAUAGGUGAUAAGGGCGAGAUCGGAUUCAUUGAUUUUGCUGAUGAUAAGUCUGUGCAAAGUUAUGGCCUAGAUGAAGAGGGACCGGUUGUUAUCUCAGUUCCAUUUCCUUUCACUCAGAAGCCUCAAUCCAUUCUUGUUGGACAAACUUCCAAGUGGCCAAUUACAUUAGAGAACACCACUAGUGAGCCAGUAGAACUCUGGGGAGUGAGGAUAUUCUGCUCAAAUCCAGCAGAUUCCUUUACUUUGUCUCUAAUGGAACCACCUUCAGCCAAUUCAAACUUCGAACAUCAGCAAAGGUUCUUAGAGGGAUACUCUCUUGAGGAUAGAGUACUUCAACCGCAUCAGACUCUUACCAUUUGGCUGUCUUGCAAACCAAAGGAGAUGGGUUUGCACACAACUGUGGUACAUUUUGACGUAGAUGAUAAUAGGAUUGAACGUGUGGUCUUUCUAUUGGCUGAAGAUAAUGUCUCCCAGUCUCUGGCUUCUGCUGUACCAUAUAGAAGAGCUCCAAGAAGAAAGCAAUUUGCCGUUGAUGAGUAUGUGGUUUCCUCUCGCCCUGCUAGACCAACAUCCCGAGGAUAUAAAUCUAAGCUUUCAGAAUAUCCAAUCCCAAAAAAUCUCAGAGAGAUAAUAGAGAAUAAGCAUGUGCCUGAUGUCAUUGCAGAAGGUUUGACAAAGGAGAAUUAUGCUGCUUUCUUCAGUACAUUGCUUGUAAUGGAAGAGCUGCAUUUAGAGGAAGAAAUGAGGUCUCAUAGCAUGGAAUGUGUCAUGAUGAGGAGGAAAGGGCCGCAGUUUGUUGCUCUUGAGGUGCCUGGGCUAGCUGAGAGGAGGCCUUCACUUGUACAUGGCGAUUAUGUAUUUGCGAAGACUGCCUCUGGCAAUUCAGAUCAUUCUGUAUAUCAGGGCUACAUCUAUCGCGUUGAGGCUGAUGAAGUCCUCUUGAAAUUUGCAGACAAAUUUCACACCCUUCACUGGGAUGGGAACUUAUACAAUGUUCAAUUUACAUAUAACAGGGUGAACAUGAGGAGGUUGUAUCAGGCUGUUGAAGCAGCAGAGACUUUACAGGACAAUAUUCUCUUUCCAUCUCAAUCAACCAAAAGGACAUUGGUUAAAACAGCCCCAUUUGUACCUUGUAGCUGUACUCUGAAUGCGGAGCAGAUGCAUUCUGUUGAGAUGAUACUUGCUUGCAAAGGAGCUCCUCCGUAUGUGAUUUAUGGCCCCCCUGGCACUGGUAAAACCAUGACUUUGGUGGAAGCAAUUCUACAACUAUAUACAAGAAGAAAAAAUAGUCGGAUUCUUGUAUGUGCUGCUUCAAAUAGUGCUGCAGAUCACAUAUUAGAAAGACUUAUCAGUAACAAGAAUGUGGAAGUUAAGGAGAGUGAAAUAUUUAGGCUAAAUGCUGCUAGCCGUGCCUAUGAGGAUGUUCUUCCUGAUUAUAUUCGCUUCUGCUACUUUGAGGCAUCCCUUUUUAAAUGUCCUCCACAAGGAGCCCUCAAGCGCUAUAGAAUUAUCAUAUCAACUUAUAUGAGUUCAUCUCUACUUUACGCAGAAGGUGUGAGUCGUGGUCAUUUCUCCCACAUUUUCCUUGAUGAGGCAGGCCAAGCUUCAGAACCAGAAAGCAUGAUUCCUAUAGCCAACCUUUGCCGGAAGGAAACUGUUGUUGUCCUUGCUGGAGAUCCAAAGCAGCUUGGUCCUGUUAUAUUUUCGAAAGAUGCAGAGGCUUUUGGAUUGGGGAAAUCGUAUCUUGAAAGGCUUUUUGAGUGUGAAUCCUACUACAGUGAAGAUGAUAACUUUGUAACAAAGUUAGUUAGGAACUAUCGUUGUCAUCCAGCAAUUCUAAAUCUCCCUUCAAGGCUUUUCUACAAAGGGGAGUUGAUUGCAUGUAAAGAGGAUGAUUCUUUCUCAAUAACUUCUAAGGUGGAUCUCUUUCCAAAUAAAGAGUUUCCUGUUCUCUUCUUUGGCAUUCAAGGCUGUGAUGAGAGAGAAGGCAAUAAUCCAUCAUGGUUCAACCGAAUUGAAGUAAGCAAGGUCGUUGACAUCAUCAAUAAGUUAAGAGCAAGUACUGAUCUAAAUGAGGCAGAUAUUGGAGUAAUAGCACCUUACAGACAGCAGGUCCUCAAGAUCAAGACAGUGCUUGAAACCUGGGACUUGCCAGAUGUAAAGGUUGGAAGUGUCGAACAAUUUCAGGGUCAAGAGAGAGAGGUCAUUAUUGUAUCUACAGUAAGGUCAACAGUCAAACAUAAUGAGUUUGACAGAGCUCACUGUCUUGGAUUUCUCAGCAAUCCAAAAAGGUUUAAUGUUGCGAUUACUCGGGCCAGAUCUUUGCUCAUCAUUGUUGGAAAUCCACACAUUGUCUGCAAGGACCCUUAUUGGGAGAAGCUCUUGUGGCAUUGUUCUGAAAACAGCUCCUACCAGGGCUGCCCCCCACCCGAAAUGCAGAACCAUGACUAUGGAGAAUCCUUUUCUGGCACUGGCUUAAAUAAUGAAGAAGAAGAUCCCUGUUCCAAAGUAGAGGCAUGGAAUUGUAAUUUUGAAGCGGAAGCUGUUCCCAAAAUUCCAAAGCCUGUUACUGAAGAAGCUGAGGGAUCAGAUGGUUGGAAGUAAUAGUUAUAACAUAAAACAAGCUUUUCAGCUAUCUUAGAACGAGUAAUACAUUAGAUUUUGCCCCCCACCAGGGCAUUUCAUGAAAUAGUUGUACCUAGUUGUGGCGUUGAUGUCAACUCUUGAACUAAUCCUGAACAGCAAAAUGUUUCAGACCUUUUGCUGAUAUGCAGAUAGAAAAGGCCCAAAUGAUGAAUCCUUGUUUGCUGUUACUUAUAUAUUCUUACCAGCAUUCUCUACUCAA